AUCAAUCUCGAAUUUCUUACAGCAGACGCCCUUUUCUUUCUGAUCUGGAUCCUCCGGUGCCGCUCGCCUCACAUCAACACCGUCGCCGUGCAUUUCGCAUUUCUUUCCAUCAUUAUUCCGAUUAUCCGCACCAACCGGCCACCGCACUGCGCAGCCAUCGAUUAUGUCUCGAGGCGGACGAGGAGGUGGCGCCGCAGGGCGUAUGAAAGACUUGCCUUUCGAGGUUGAUACCGCACUCGAGGACCAGAUUACCGCGUACACCGACGGCCUGAACGAGGACGAUGAAAAGAUACUCUAUCCUGACAUGAAAAUUCAUCAUGCUCCUCCACCGACUGCACGCGAAAGAAAAUUGGUCAACAAGUGGCGCGAGAUCCGAGAAGCCAGACGGAAUGGACCAUUCUUCAUCGACGCUCCGCGCACCGGCAAGCGCGACCCAGCUGAGUUCAAUGCCUUUGAGGAUGUCGAUUCGUAUUCCAGCAAGCGAGUCAAGCGGACAGGAGGCCUUCACAGUCUGAAGAACGUGGGAAUUGUCAAAGAGCUAUUACCAGAAGAGCUGUGGAGCGUCGUCGACGAUGGCGAAGAAGUCGUCGAGGGUGCUGCAGCUCCGAAGAAAAACAACCUCGCCUUCCUCAAGAAGCGUCGUCUCGACAAACUCGCCCGUUUCGAUGAUGGCGCAGAAGUCGACCUCACCGCCGACAUCAACGACGACGACGAGGACAAGAAUGCGGAUGACGAAGGUGCAGAUGCGCCGGAAGCGCUCGAGGAUGAUGACUUCACCGAGGACGACGACGAUUUGGGUGACGAUUAUAAUGCUGAGAAGUACUUCUCGGGUGGUGAGAACAACGAAGACGAUGGAGGUGGCGACGAUGGAGGUGGUGAAGAACCUUGGUACGAAUUGCACAAUUCUACCGGUCCUGAUCCCAAGAAUCGGGCUAACGAGCAGUGGGACAACCUCGAGACGCUGCUGUUGGGCAAAGCCAAGAAAGAGCGGGCUGCUUCCAGGAAAGCGAGAUCUGCUGAUGAUGCUGUCGAGAAUGCCGAUGAUCAGGACGUCGAGCCGGACUGCUUCGACGGUGAGGACGACCUGGAUGACGGCGAACCGUGGUAA
Messenger RNA from Zymoseptoria tritici IPO323, 1108 nucleotides. RefSeq lists its product as uncharacterized. The transcript has 5 exons. Gene Ontology annotation, cellular component: RNA polymerase III complex. The coding region runs from base 164 to 1108 and encodes 314 amino acids. The record is from RefSeq and is a predicted model, not a curated record. NCBI's taxonomy places the organism in Eukaryota, Fungi, Ascomycota, Dothideomycetes, Mycosphaerellales, Mycosphaerellaceae. Gene Ontology annotation, biological process: transcription by RNA polymerase III.